Messenger RNA from Cydia fagiglandana, 1512 nucleotides. Its product is annotated as facilitated trehalose transporter Tret1-like. Gene Ontology annotation, cellular component: membrane. The coding region runs from base 28 to 1512 and encodes 494 amino acids. The transcript is spliced from 3 exons. Lineage: Eukaryota; Metazoa; Arthropoda; Insecta; Lepidoptera; Tortricidae. The record is from RefSeq and is a predicted model, not a curated record. Gene Ontology annotation, biological process: transmembrane transport. Gene Ontology annotation, molecular function: transmembrane transporter activity.
CUGGUGACUGCAGGAGUCAGUAUCAACAUGAUCGGCUGCGGCGCCUUCUUCGGUUUCCCAGGGAUCCUGUUACCACAGCUGCAGGGCCCAGGGUCGCUCAUCAGCAUGACUGAGAACCAGGCAUCUUGGCUAGCUUCUGUGGGAUCAAUUCCUAUGAUCGUCGGAAACUUCUUGGUCCCAUCGAUUAUGACGCGCGCAGGACGCAAAGUGGCAAUCUACUGUGUGAUCCUGAUCCUGAUUCUGAGCUGGUUCACCCUCAGUCUCGCUACUAGCUAUGAGUGUCUGCUAAUAGGCAGGAUGCUCCAAGGCUUCUCGUUUGGCAUGUACAUGCCGGUCCGUUCCAUCUUCAUCGGCGAGUGCUCCAGCCCACUCUACCGAGCUGGGUUCCUUUCCACCACCACCCUCGCACUAGCCGUUGGUUUAUGCUUCGUCCAUCUCACCGGAUCACUCCUCAGCUACCAAGCAACUGCUCUCUGUUGCUUAUCCUUCCCUUUCAUCAGCCUUCUCUUGACCAUUUAUUCACCAGAGUCUCCAAGUUGGCUGGCUACUCGAGGACAAUACGAGAAAUGCAGAAAGAACUUCAUAUGGUUGAGAGGAGAGGAUGAAAUACCGGAACUAGACAAGAUCAUACAAACAGUAAAGCAUUUAGAUGCCCAAGAAACUAAUCAGAACAAUAAAUUCAGACAAAUUAUCACGGUUGUAAAGAAAAAAGAAUUCUUCAAGCCAGUUUUUCUAGUGUCUGCCUUAUUUAUUAUGCAGAAUUUAUCCGGAGGACCAAUUAUGGGGGUAUACGCGGUAACGGUUCUAGGAUUGCUGAUGGGUCCCGAAGUUAACGCCAAUUUCUGGAUGGUGGCUUUAGACUUCCUGAGACUGUUUGCAGGUGGUGCGGCUAUUUAUCUAAUUAACAAAGUAAGGAGAAGAAAACUGCUGUUUAUUAUAGGAGCUCUAAAUGGCGGUAGCCAGCUGUUGAUGGGUGUUUACGUGUUCGUUAGAACAUACGGUUAUUUGCCCUUCGAUUCCUUGUGGAUUCCUGGUAUAUUGGUCAGCGUUCAAAUGAUGGCUCUGUCGUUGGGAAUGCAGCCGCUGCCGGCCGUGAUCGCUGGGGAGGUAUUCCCAUUGCAGAACAGGGGUCUAGCAGGAAGUAUUGGUUUAGUAACGCAGUGUCUGUCUGUACUUAUAGUUCUGAAGGCAUUUCCUGGUCUGCUAUCUACCAUGGGACUGGAAGGAACAUACGCGGUGUACUCUGGGGUUAUAGCGGCGUGUCUGGCUGUGGCGUGGGUAUUGCUGCCGGAGACUAGCGGCCGGACUUUGCAGCAGAUUGAGGAACACUUCAGGGGGGCUCCGCUCCCGGACCUAGAGGCAUAUAUUAGGGAGUUAACGCCUUUGAAUGAGAAGCCGAAUGGUGUAGAUAAAAACACCGUACAGCUCACAGACACUGAAGAUAAUGUUACGAAAAAGGAACCGUUAAAAGAAUUUGAUGAUAAUUUGUCGAAUGGGAAACCAGUUGAGUAA